CCUCUCCUCUGAGAUCAAUCACUAGACAUAAGUCGUUAACCAUGAUCACCGGAAAGGAUAUCUACGAUGUUCUUGCAGCUAUUGUGCCCCUGUAUGUUGCUAUGAUACUGGCAUAUGGGUCGGUGAAGUGGUGGAAAAUUUUUACCCCAGAUCAAUGUUCCGGCAUCAACCGUUUCGUUGCAGUUUUUGCAGUUCCACUACUUUCAUUUCAUUUCAUCUCCUCAAACGAUCCCUAUGCCAUGAACUACCGCUUCAUAGCUGCUGAUUCUCUCCAGAAGGUGGUUAUUCUUGCUGCCCUUUUCCUAUGGCAAGCCUUUUCCAAACACGGCAGCCUGGAGUGGAUGAUUACUCUCUUCUCUCUAUCCACUCUCCCCAACACUCUUGUCAUGGGGAUCCCCCUUCUAAAAGCCAUGUACGGGGAUUUCUCGGGGAACCUUAUGGUUCAAAUUGUAGUUUUACAGAGUGUAAUUUGGUACACUCUCAUGCUCUUCAUGUUUGAAUAUAGGGGAGCAAAGCUUCUCAUCAACGACCAAUUCCCCGAGACUGCUGGAUCCAUUACCUCUUUCCGAGUAGAGUCGGAUGUUGUUUCACUUAACGGCCGCGAGCCUUUACAAGCUGACGCUGAGAUCGGUGAUGAUGGUAAACUCCAUGUUGUGGUGAGAAGAUCAAGCGCGACAUCGAUGGUGUCGUCGUUCAACAAAUCACAUGGAUUGAAUUCAUUAACCUCCAUGACGCCCAGAGCAUCAAACCUGACCGGGGUCGAAAUCUACUCCGUUCAGUCAUCCAGAGAACCCACUCCCAGGGCUUCAAGCUUUAACCAAAAUGAUUUCUAUGCCAUGUUUGCAAGCAAGGCUCCGAGUCCCAAGCAUGGAUACACAAAUAGCUUCCAGGCCCAGGGGGCAAUUGGCGAUGUUUAUUCGCUGCAAUCUUCAAAAGGAGCGACACCAAGAACUUCAAACUUCGACGAGGAGAUGCUGAAGCUUGCCAAGAGAAGAGGAGGAAGGAGCAUGAGCGGCGAGUUGUAUAACGGCUAUCCACCGCCGAAUCCCAUAUUUUCAGGGUCUACCAGCGGUGGGUCAAAGAAGAAGGAAAGUGGAGCGAUGCCGAACAAGGAGCUUCACAUGUUUGUUUGGAGCUCCAGUGCUUCUCCUGUAUCUGAAGGGAAUCUGAGGCAUGCAGUAAAUAGAGCAGCCUCUACAGACUUUGAAUCUUCUAAAGCAACCCAUCAACAAGAAAACGCUGCUUCAAGAGCAAUGCAAGAGCUAAUUGAAAAUAUGAACACGGCCGGCAAGACCGGUGAUGGGGACAAGGAUGUGGAGAUAUUGGAGGAGGGAUCCUCUCCCUUGAGUUGUCAGAAAAAGGAAGAAGUCGAUGUGGCAAAGAAGCAGCAAAUGCCUCCUGCAAGUGUGAUGACAAGGCUUAUUCUUAUCAUGGUUUGGAGGAAGCUGAUAAGGAACCCUAACACAUAUUCCAGUCUUAUAGGCUUGAUUUGGUCCCUCGUAUCUUUCAGGUGGAACAUUCAAAUGCCAACAAUUGUAAGUGGGUCGAUAGCAAUAUUAUCCGAUGCUGGUCUAGGAAUGGCAAUGUUUAGUCUAGGCUUAUUCAUGGCACUACAACCAAAGAUCAUAGCUUGCGGAAAAUCAGUAGCAACAUUUUCCAUGGCUGUCAGGUUCUUGACUGGUCCCGCAGUCAUUGCUGCAACCUCCAUCGCCAUUGGUCUUCGUGGCGUUCUUUUGCAUGUCGCAAUCGUUCAGGCCGCUCUUCCACAAGGAAUAGUUCCAUUUGUGUUUGCCAAGGAGUAUAACGUUCAUCCCGACAUCCUUAGCACUGCGGUUAUUUUCGGAAUGCUGAUUGCUCUGCCCAUUACAAUACUCUAUUAUGUGCUUCUGGGACUGUAAUUUCUGGGGAAACAAACAGCAAGGAAAGCAAAUGAAAAACACAAUCGGAUUGCU
Molecule: messenger RNA, 1952 nt
Organism: Hibiscus syriacus
Lineage: Eukaryota; Viridiplantae; Streptophyta; Magnoliopsida; Malvales; Malvaceae
Product: auxin efflux carrier component 2
Exons: 6
Coding region: 42-1898 (618 amino acids)
Biological process (GO): auxin export across the plasma membrane; auxin polar transport
Cellular component (GO): plasma membrane; endoplasmic reticulum
Molecular function (GO): auxin efflux transmembrane transporter activity
Source: RefSeq, a predicted model, not a curated record